This is a messenger RNA of Xiphias gladius (swordfish), 2042 nucleotides long. RefSeq names its product GTP-binding protein Rheb-like. Bases 232 to 786 code for a protein of 184 amino acids. Gene Ontology annotation, cellular component: plasma membrane. The transcript has 8 exons. The record is from RefSeq and is a predicted model, not a curated record. Gene Ontology annotation, biological process: small GTPase-mediated signal transduction; visual perception; lens development in camera-type eye. Lineage: Eukaryota; Metazoa; Chordata; Actinopteri; Istiophoriformes; Xiphiidae. Gene Ontology annotation, molecular function: GTPase activity; GTP binding; structural constituent of eye lens.
GGCAAUCGGAUCCAUCCAAUGAACGAAGGCUCUGAGAACCGAUGCCAGCGGUGCGUCCUUUUCAAACCAAUCGGAAGGCACACUUGGGACGAAGGCCCGCCUCUUUGCGUGUGCGCGUCCAAUCGGCGUUGAGCGCUCCUCGGCGAUGCGCGGAGUCCGGGCUGCUUCGGGAAGCGAUGAUGCAGGAUCUCUGAUGCUCUGUCCGCUCGUCUGGAUGCUCGAAAUAAAACCAUGCCGCAGCCAAAAUCCCGGAAAAUCGCCGUGUUGGGGUACAGAUCGGUGGGGAAGUCGUCGCUCACCAUCCAGUUCGUGGAGGGGCAGUUCGUCGACUCCUACGACCCCACCAUAGAGAACACGUUCACCAAGACGAUGACCGUGAACGGCCAGGAGUACAACCUGCAGCUGGUCGACACGGCCGGUCAGGAUGAGUACUCCAUCUUCCCCCAGAGUUACACCAUCGACGUGGACGGCUACAUCCUCAUCUACUCUGUGACGUCCUACAAAAGUUUUGAGGUGGUCAGAGUGAUCCACGAGAAGCUGCUGGACAUGGUGGGAAACGUCCAAGUACCAAUCAUAUUAGUUGGAAACAAGAAAGACUUACAUAUGGAGAGGGUGAUCGGUUUCGAGGAGGGGAAAGCUCUGGCGGAGUCCUGGAACGCGGCCUUCCUCGAGUCUUCAGCCAAAGAAAACCAGACGGCCGUGGAGGUGUUCAGGAGGAUGAUCCUGGAGGUGGAGAAGAUGGAGGCGGGUCAGCCGCAGGGUCGCUCACCCUGCUCUAUGAUGUAGCUUCCGAAACACACGUGUCCUCCACCCCCAUCACCGUCCACUGCAGCGACUGAUGGCUCGGCAGGCAGGCGAGACCGACUCUGAGGUCCGGUUACUGUUAGCUUCCACGUUAGUCCUCAUUUGUUCUGUUUACGCCUCACGCAGGCGAGUUAACACCAAACUCUGUUCAAAAAUGUUUCGAUUUAAUGUCGCUCUGCAUAUUGGACAACCUACACAAAUGACUCUGUGGUUUUCUCUCCAUGCCCCCAAAGAAUCGCCGUUAAAGCCUCACGGGCGACGUCGUCGUUAAACACCAACAGAAUAACCACGGUUUUAUCCUUGUUAAACUUGCAAGAUGGACAGAAAACCUCAGGAGCAUGUUUCACCUAUUCGAAGAGCAUCUUCGAAACAAAAAUCUUCUCUGAACUCGGUACUGGUGUUUAAAACUGGACUGCGAGCUGUAGAUGUUCAAAACAUCAACAGCGAGCUGGAAGGAAAUUUGGGGGGUUGGGGGUCUCUGUUGAGCUUGCAGCGAUCUUGCUUAGGUUUUUAGAGCUUCCUGCUCCAUGAAAAAUACAGUGGAGGGCUGGGUAGUAGUGAAGGGGUUUGAAAGUGGAUUUUAUUGAAAUACAUUUUUUUUUUUUUUUUUUUUAUGUGAGGAUUUGUAAAAAGGCAUCAAGUCUCCUUUCACAACGACAGUAUCCUGGCUAAUUUGCAAGACAACGCUAAAUUAAUUAGAUUUUCAAAUGGGGUUUGGUGCGGUGUUUGCUGUAUAUCAAGGAGGGCCUGGAAAUGAAAUAAUCGACUGGCACGUCAGUUGAAUCCGACACCAGAAAUUAUUAAGACACUUAGAAAAAAACAGCGCAUGAACGAAACACAUUUACUACAGAAGCUGAAAUGAAAAAUAUUACGAUUGACUGUGAUUCUGAUUCUUAGGACCAGUUUCAGGUGGGCUCGGAUGUUGUAAUUGCAUCAUAGGUUAAAAAAUGGAUUUUAAAAAUGAUUGAAUUACAUCAUUCUGCAGUGUGUCACUUUUAUAACUGACCACAUUUAUUAUAUCUGUUAAGUAGGUACAAUAGAUGCAUCUGAAGCUGGUCUGUAACUCCAUACUGAAGAUGACAACACUGUCGGCUGCACCCUUCAACUGAUCACUCUUCUAUAUUAAGACAAGACUUUUUAUAUGUUAAAAAAAAAAAAAUCCCCAAAAAAAUUUCUGUUUUUAUGAUUGUUCUCAUUAAAGCUGUGUUCUAUUGUUUGGCUAAAAAUCUGUGUCUUUA